Messenger RNA from Rubroshorea leprosula, 1495 nucleotides. Lineage: Eukaryota; Viridiplantae; Streptophyta; Magnoliopsida; Malvales; Dipterocarpaceae. The record is from the annotation of a GenBank genome assembly.
AAGCUCAGUCUUCGGAAAACAUAUAAUGGCACGGGUUAGGGGGGUUGUUCUUUUAUCGUUGUUAUGUCUUCAUGCUUUGGCAGUGAGUGUUGUAACUGCGAGGGAUGAUGUGACUGUGGACAAAAAUGAGGGGAAAUUCUUGAGUAGCAAGAAGGGAGGAGGAUUUGGUGCUGCUGGUGGAGGAGGUGGAUUUGGUGGUGGUGGAGGCUUAGGAGGCGGGCAUGGCAUUGGUGGUGGGUUUGGUAAAGGUGGUGGACUUGGCGGAGGAGUUGGCGGUGGUGGUGGGUUUGGAGGUGGCGGUGGUGGAGGCUUAGGUGGUGGCCAUGGCAUUGGUGGGGGGUUUGGUAAAGGUGGUGGACUUGGUGGAGGAGUUGGUGGCGGUGGUGGGUUUGGAGGUGGCGGUGGUGGAGGCUUAGGAGGUGGCCAUGGCGUUGGUGGUGGUGUUGGCGGUGGGUUUGGUAAAGGUGGCGGUUUGGGCGGGGGGAUUGGAAAGGGAGGAGGACUUGGACGUGGGGCUGGCGGUGGUUUUGGUAAGGGCGGUGGAGUUGGAGGAGGCGUUGGCAAAGGUGGAGGACUUGGUGGAGGCAUUGGAAAGGGUGGUGGACUUGGUGGAGGAAUUGGAAAGGGUGGAGGAUUUGGUGGAGGAAUUGGAAAGGGUGGUGGACUUGGUGGUGGGAUUGGGAAGGGUGGUGGACUUGGUGGUGGUAUUGGCAAAGGUGGAGGCGUUGGCGGUGGGAUUGGAAAGGGUGGUGGACUUGGUGGUGGCAUUGGCAAGGGAGGAGGUCUUGGUGGUGGGAUAGGUGGAGGAAUUGGGAAAGGUGGUGGAGUUGGAGGUGGCGUUGGUGGUGGAGUUGGAGGUGGCGUUGGUGGUGGAGGUGGAGGUGGAGGUGGAGGUGGAGGUGGAGGUGGGGUAGGAGGCGGCUUCGGAGGAGGCUUUGGUGGGGGAUUUGGGGGAGGAGCAGGAGGUGGUGGUGGUUUUGGAGGGGGUGGUGGUGGUGGUGGUGGGGGUGGUGGAGGUGGAGGUGGAGGUGGAGGUGGAGGUGGAGGUGGGGUAGGAGGCGGCUUCGGAGGAGGCUUUGGUGGUGGAUUUGGGGGAGGAGCAGGAGGUGGUGGUGGUUUUGGAGGGGGUGGUGGUGGUGGAAUUGGACACCACUAAACUAUAUACGUCGCGCUUCUUCAUAAUGCAUGCUUGCAUGGAUGGACUAGUAAUUUAUAAAAAUUCAAAUCGUAUAAUUACUUAUUAUAAAGGCAUGAUUCACUUACAUGUCUCGUAUCGUUGUCUAACUUUUAUUUUAUAAAUAUAAUAUUAUUACGUAUUAUCUUAAAUUAGUAAUCUGUAUUACCAUAUGUGAUCGAGAGAUUUUGUUUGCUUCAGCAAACUUGUGGUACCAUCUAUCAGAACGGGUAGUUAAUCUUCAUUCAAUAUAUAUAGUACCAUCAGUUAUUCUCUCCCAACAACCAAGUCGUUUCACUUUGGUGCAUUUUGAUUUAUUCU